AUGGCUAUUGGAACUGUCCUGAUCACCGGUGGCACCGGAUACAUUGGCUCCUUCACGACGCUCGCUCUCCUCGAGCACGGCUACGAUGUCGUGAUUGUCGACAACCUAUACAACUCCUCAGAGGUCGCUCUGGAUCGCAUCGAGCUCAUCUCUGGUCGCCGUCCCCACUUCUACAAGGUCGACAUCACUGACGAGAAGGGCCUUGAUGAUGUCUUCUCCAAGCACCCCGAAAUCGACAGUGUUAUCCACUUUGCCGCCCUCAAGGCUGUUGGCGAAUCUGGCGAAAUUCCCCUCGAGUACUACCGUGUCAACGUCGGCGGCAGCAUCUCCCUCCUCCGCUCCAUGGCCCGCAACAAUGUCACCAACAUCGUCUUCUCCUCCUCCGCCACCGUCUACGGCGAUGCCACCCGCUUCGAGAACAUGAUUCCCAUCCCCGAGCACUGCCCCCGCGGUCCUACCAACGUCUACGGUCGCACCAAGAACAUCAUUGAGGAUGUCAUCACCGACCAGAUCAACGCUCAGCGCAACAACCUGAAGAAGGCAGGCAAGCCUUUCGAGCAGUGGAACGGUGCUCUCCUUCGCUACUUCAACCCCUGCGGUGCUCACCCUAGCGGUAUCAUGGGAGAGGACCCCCAGGGCGUUCCUUACAACCUGCUGCCUCUUCUUGGCCAGGUCGCUACUGGCCAGCGUGAGAAGCUUCUCGUUUUCGGCGACGACUACGCAUCCCGCGACGGCACCGCUAUCCGAGACUACAUCCACGUCCUGGAUCUCGCCAAGGGCCACCUUGUCGCCCUCAACUACCUUCGUGAGAAGAAACCCGGUGUUAAGGCCUGGAACUUGGGCUCGGGCCGUGGCUCCACCGUCUUCGAGAUGAUCAAGGCCUUCAGCUCAGCUGUCGGCCGUGAUCUCCCCUAUGUCGUCCACCCUCGCCGUGACGGUGACGUCCUGGAUCUCACUGCUAACCCUACCCUGGCCAACGCGGAGCUCAACUGGAAGACCGAGCUGCCCAUGGAGAAGGCCUGCGAGGAUCUCUGGCGCUGGGUCAGCAACAACCCUCAGGGCUACCGCCAGGAGCCCCCAGCUGAGCUCAUCGCAGCCGUCAAGGCCUCCAAGGCUUAG
Clonostachys rhizophaga is the source of this 1119-nucleotide messenger RNA. The record is from the annotation of a GenBank genome assembly. Lineage: Eukaryota; Fungi; Ascomycota; Sordariomycetes; Hypocreales; Bionectriaceae.